CGGAUACAGUAAGUGCUUAAAUACUGAACGGUUGGCGAGCGGUUGAAGUGGUUUCGUUAGCGGCUAAAGACGAUAGCAAGGAAACCCGUAUUUCUGCUGCGGCGUAAGGUGUAAUUUUUGGAAGAACAUAAAAUGGCUGGCGGUAAGGCUGGGAAGGACUCCGGAAAGACCAAGACAAAGGCUAUUUCGCGCUCACAGAGAGCAGGGCUGCAGUUCCCAGUGGGUCGUAUCCACAGACACCUGAAGUCCAGAACCACCAGCCACGGCAGAGUGGGCGCCACAGCAGCCGUGUACAGCGCGGCUAUUCUUGAAUACCUCACCGCUGAGGUUCUGGAGUUGGCAGGAAAUGCAUCAAAGGACCUUAAAGUGAAGAGAAUCACCCCACGCCACUUACAGCUUGCCAUCAGAGGAGAUGAAGAGCUAGAUUCUCUCAUCAAGGCCACAAUUGCUGGUGGAGGUGUGAUCCCGCACAUCCACAAGUCUCUAAUCGGAAAGAAGGGCCAGCAGAAGACUGUAUAACUUGGGGUGCUCUGGAUGGUGUGCCUCUCAGGAUUUAAGUCUGCAUCUGAAGUGGUUAAAUGUCUUGCAUCCUUGCAUUUAUUCAUUGGGGUUCUUUUUUUUUUUUUUUUUUUUCCUCCUGUCUCAAGUGGCUUCAAAGAAGCUCUUUUUUUUUUUUCUCAGUUUUUCUGGUGCUGCAAUUUGUUAUCCAUGCUGUGUGGCAGUCCCAUGUUUUAAAGUGAUGUUUUAAUAAAGCCCUUCUUGGGCAUAUGUUCUGUUUA
This is a messenger RNA of Fundulus heteroclitus (mummichog), 779 nucleotides long. Its product is annotated as histone H2A.Z. The transcript has 5 exons. The record is from RefSeq and is a predicted model, not a curated record. Lineage: Eukaryota; Metazoa; Chordata; Actinopteri; Cyprinodontiformes; Fundulidae. Gene Ontology annotation, cellular component: nucleosome. Bases 133 to 519 code for a protein of 128 amino acids. Gene Ontology annotation, molecular function: protein heterodimerization activity; structural constituent of chromatin; DNA binding.